AUCCUUACCUCCCGGCGCAUCAGCAACACCCGAAUCACCAAUAUCCCUGGAUUAUCGUCAACAUGGCCCACGCCUUUCAAAUACGCGGUGAACGAUUCCAUAUCCCUCUGGACUCCGAUGACGAGGAAGAUCCCGUCCCUUCGCCGCCCGUCAAGCAGGCCGUCGGCUUUUCAUUCGUGAACGAUGUCCUAGAACGUUCGUCAACCACCCCGAAAGCGCCCGCGCCUCCGACGGUCAAGAACGCGGCGGGGUUUCCGGCGCAUAGGAAACGGAAUCGCACGUCGGCGUUUAAGAAGGCUCGCGGUCAUGGUGAUGGGACUGCGGCGACGACGCAGUCGACAAUACCAGAACGGAGUGAUAGGGUGGCGGAGAAGGGAGUUGCAAAACCAGAGAAGAUACUGUCGGAGAGAGAGCGGAUCGAUCGGGAUAAUCAGCAACGGAUAGCGCAGAUGUCGCCCGAAGAAAUCGAGGCAGAGCGGCGAGAGUUGUUCGCAGGGUUGAGUCCCGCGCUCGUUCAACGACUGCUUCAACGCUCGACGAUUGACGACGAACCUCCGCCAGCGCAAGACUUAGAGACAGGUACAGAUGACCUAGAAGCGUCAGAGGAUCCACCAACGACGUUGCAGGGCAAAAAUCCCCUCCCCUCCGACCCCUCCACCUACUCCCCCUCCAACCCCUCCCUCUCCCUCACCUCCCUCCGUUUCUCCUUCUCCGGCGCCCUUCUCCCCCCCAAAACCGCCUUCCUCCUCCCCUCCAACCUCGGCCUCCACCACCACGGCGACGCCCCCGACGCCGCCGGAUACACCAUCCCCGAGCUAGCGCUGCUCGCAAGAAGUAGCUAUCCGGCGCAGCGGUGCGUCGCGUAUCGGAGUCUAGGCGCGCUGUUGGGGCGGUUGGGGCGGGGAGAGUUCGGGGUGUUGGAUGGAGUGGAUCUAGUAGGCGCAGGGGGAAAAGGGCCAUUGGAGGGGGUGCCCGGGCAGAUUCCGGGACCGGAGCGGGAAGAGUCACAGGAGGAGGGGGAUGAGGAGGAGCAGAUCAACGAAGCGGACCGGGUGAAGGUGCUCGGACAGGAUGGGAAAGUGUAUGAAGGGGUGGACGAGGCGCGGAAGCUGGCGAGAGGGUUGUGGACCGUGAUGACGCGAGAGCGGGUGCUGGAGACGAUUAAGGAGGAGGUGGCGAGGGAGAGCGGACAUCGGAGUGCGAGGGAGUAUGCGCGGGAGGCGCUGGAGGCGUGGGAGGGGGGGUUGAGGGAGGGAAAGGGCAGUGGGAGGAGGAAAGUGAUUAGGGAGGAGGAGGCGGAGGUGCGGGUUGUGAGGAGAGAUAUGGUUGAUAAGAAGGUGGAUCAGGCGACGGAGGGUGGAUAG
Eremomyces bilateralis CBS 781.70 is the source of this 1364-nucleotide messenger RNA. RefSeq lists its product as uncharacterized. Lineage: Eukaryota; Fungi; Ascomycota; Dothideomycetes; Eremomycetales; Eremomycetaceae. The transcript has 2 exons. Gene Ontology annotation, biological process: transcription by RNA polymerase II. Gene Ontology annotation, cellular component: nucleus. The record is from RefSeq and is a predicted model, not a curated record. The coding region runs from base 63 to 1364 and encodes 433 amino acids.